AAAAAAAAAAAACUGCAGGAGGCGGAUAUUUUACGUAGAGAUGGGGCCGUAUAUCCGCGUGAAGAGAAGGAACCAGACCGUGUUCCUGGACGUGCAGCUGACCGACUCGUUCCUCAGUGUGAAGGAGAAGCUGGGCUCCAUCUUCCAUCUGCCACCCACGAGUAUCCAGCUCUGGCAGGGACUUAACCAGAAAGAGGGCAAGGAAUUUGCAGACGCCGCAACGCUGGCGGACCACGAGCUACAGAAUGAUGCGGUGAUCUACAUGUGCUGGAAGAAAGAGAACUCUGACCAGUGGGAGGAAUUGAGUGUUACCAAGGUUGAAGCGAUAGAUGCUGGAGAUGUCUCGGCUGGUGGAUCUGCAGGAAGCGGGGCGAAGGCCGAGUAAAACUGGGCUGUUGAGAUUUUUUUCAUUUCAAGUUUCGAAGAAAUGAGCUUCUUCAGCAGCAAAGUAUUUUUCAGCAGGAACUCACAGAUCAAGUGGACAAUUAGUAGGGUACCUCGACAAAUGCAUUCUAAUAACACUACUGAAGUGGAGUAUAUUAUGGAUGCAGUGUCAUGUUGGCGUGAGUGUCAGAGCAGGGAGAGCAGGGGUUACUUACGUACUGUGGGCAAUUGGUCUCAUUAUGGUGAAAUCUCGCAACAUACAAGAUCCAGCAGAGGGACUGAUUCAUGGCAACCGUUAAUAAAACAGAUAAGUCUAGUUGUAUUACUUGAUAACUCAAGACCAUUCUGCUAAAUUUCGUCAACUAUUCCUUAAAGCAGGAGACUCAAAUUGAAUUUGCCAUCCUCACUUCGAACCCCCCAAGUUCCUUAUUCCACGCUCGAAAACUUGUUCAUCCCUUGUGUUUGGCGAUUGCUGCCGUUGUUCGAAACCUUAGCGAUCCGGGAUCCGAACUGGAUAGCCCGCUUCGCUAGUCCAGCGCAACUUCUAAGUCCAAGAGUCCUAGCUACAAGACGCAAUGCGCGUUUGUCCCCAACACCACGAGGCAGUUCAGCAUCACAGAGACUGGAGACUGGAAAUGUGGCAAUAGUCGACACCACGUGCUCGUCAAGGAAUGGGAAGCGAGCUUCUCGUCCGUGUGCAGCAAUACAGCGAUCGUCACGUCCAAGAUUACGCUUCCAGAUCCGACCCAGAUCCAUUUGAAGUUCAGCUCGCAGCGCUGCUUCUCCUCCAUUGAUCAGCGUUGUGCGGUGACGUCCGUAGCCUGCGAGUUGCUCGUCUGCGCCAAUACCCACCAGCACCACUCUCGUGCUAGUCUGAUACUCGUACGAUGACGUAGAUUUACCAUUAACUGCCGAAGUUGGAGCCGAAUUGGAGAGCUGGUUCACUUGAUCCUGCUUGAUGCGAUGCACCCGACAGCAGCGAUUUUGCAGCGCAAUAGUACCAACUAUCGGGUCUUUUUCUUCACGCUUGGUCUCUAGUAGAUUCAAUAGAAGAUCAAUAUGAGCUUCGGACUGAAAGCCCAUGGACACCAACUUGGCACGACAACCCUGGGCUUCUCUCUGGUCAACACCCUCGCCAAUGUCACGAGGGAUUAUUUUAUCCACAGCUCGUUGUAUCUUGAAGCAGCAGCUCUUACAUACACCAAGUACACAUCCACUCUUCCGCUUACGACCGCAGCGGUAUACUGGGCACAGGGUGUCGUUGGUAGUCUGAUCAAACAGUCCAAGAGCUGCAACCUCCGUCUCUAACUCACGAAGAUCAGCUCUCUGAGGAUUCAAAAACGCAUUCAGUUCUUCUAACGUCGCGUUAUCUGUGGUUUUAGAUUUUUUCAACUCUCCCUGACCACGUGAAAGAAACCAAAACGCUGCGCCGAUGUUGAAAUCCAUGUGAGUAUCACAAGGCGCCAUGAGCGCCAGCACCUCGUGUUGCGUACUCGAGAG
Phytophthora nicotianae INRA-310 is the source of this 1884-nucleotide messenger RNA. RefSeq lists its product as hypothetical. The coding region runs from base 41 to 385 and encodes 114 amino acids. NCBI's taxonomy places the organism in Eukaryota, Oomycota, Peronosporomycetes, Peronosporales, Peronosporaceae. The transcript is spliced from 3 exons. The record is from RefSeq and is a predicted model, not a curated record. Gene Ontology annotation, molecular function: protein binding.